Molecule: messenger RNA, 339 nt
Organism: Lasiosphaeria miniovina
Lineage: Eukaryota; Fungi; Ascomycota; Sordariomycetes; Sordariales; Lasiosphaeriaceae
Product: Sec61beta family-domain-containing protein
Exons: 3
Coding region: 1-339 (112 amino acids)
Biological process (GO): post-translational protein targeting to membrane, translocation; SRP-dependent cotranslational protein targeting to membrane, translocation
Cellular component (GO): Sec61 translocon complex; membrane
Molecular function (GO): guanyl-nucleotide exchange factor activity
Source: RefSeq, a predicted model, not a curated record
AUGUCUUCCCCUCGCGCCUCAUCACCCACGGGUACCGCCAACGUCGCGACGGGCGCCAGCAUCGGCGGCCCCGCGUCGCUGCCGCCCGGAGGCGCCCGCACCGCCAUCCGCCGCCGCGCCGCCGCCGACCAGAAGGAGAAGAUUGCGAAUGCGCGGCCAAACAGCACGCGCGCCGCCGGCGCCGGCGGCUCCAGCAGCACCAUGCUGCGCCUGUACACGGACGAGUCCCCUGGCCUCAAGGUCGACCCCGUCGUCGUCCUGGUGCUGUCGCUCGUCUUCAUUUUUAGCGUCGUCGCUCUCCAUAUCAUCGCCAAGGUCACGCGCCGGUUCUCGAGCUAG